CUCCCCCACACUCCGUGACAGAGCUCCACCUGGAACUUGCAAGAAGCAAGUACAAGGGUUUCAAUAUCACUCAGAGGAGCAAGACAGGGGGAGUUGUUAGAGAAAUAAGACCACACCACAUGAAUCAACGCUGCCCAUGUUCACAGAUCUCCUAUGGGGGAGAUGGGCAUGAAUGCAGUGGCAGCAAUCCUGUUAGUGUUGCACCAUGUUGAUAUGGGGACCCAGAUGAGUCAGGGUAAUAACCUCUUCACAGGUCGCCGCUGAGGUUUAACCUUUGUUUCUAAAGCACAGUCCUCUACCACUUGAGCUAAAGGGGUAACUCCCUAGCUAGGGAUAGUAGUAGGCUCUUACCUUUGCAGAAUAUCCACUAGAGGGCACACAUGUAGCACAGAGCCAGUGGCCUAUAUCAGUGUUAUAGGAGCCCAGAAAAGGCUAGCUCAUGGGGGAACAGCAAGGCAGGCAUGGAGAGAAGAAGCCAAACUCUAAUUCAUGCUUUUCUGGGCUGGCAGCAUCAAAACUUGGCAAUGUAGGUCCAAUCAGGGAUGCUUUCAGAUCAGUUCUAGAGCAGGCCAACCCCCGAAUCCUUUCAGGUUUGCCCCAUCCCAAUCAAUGUCACUGCAGAGCCAGACGGUCUGUGAUUUAACUUCCCAGAUGUCUUAGAUGAAGUUUUCAUGUCCGACGAAGAUAUCACCUCAAGGAGCCAGUUUCCAGAGAGCUGGCUGUGGCAAGUGGAGCAGCUGACUGAGCGACCAAAUGAACUGGGAAUUUCUUCCAAGAAGAUGCCUAUUUUCCUGAAGGAUUCCAUCACCACCUGGGAAGUCCUGGCUGUGAGCCUUUCAGAGACCAAAGGGAUCUGUGUGGCUGACCCCUAUAAGAUAACAGUAAUGAAAGAUUUUUUCAUUGACCUCUGGCUGCCCUACUCUGUAGUGAGGAAUGAGCAGGUGGAAAUCCGGGCUAUUCUCUACAACUAUCGGGACCAAACAAUUAAGGUAAGCUCACCGCCUCAUGGGGCUCUGCAAUGGACCUGAGGUGUCAAUGCUUUGACAGACAGGCAAACCAAAACAAAAUGGUGGAAGGCUUGUUCUUCUAGGUCCUGAUGCCUUUAGGGCUGGACAUUCUUGUCUCCCAUUGAUCUUGUUG
Molecule: messenger RNA, 1140 nt
Organism: Mauremys mutica (yellowpond turtle)
Lineage: Eukaryota; Metazoa; Chordata; Testudines; Geoemydidae
Product: complement C3-like
Exons: 3
Coding region: 672-1028 (118 amino acids)
Molecular function (GO): endopeptidase inhibitor activity
Source: RefSeq, a predicted model, not a curated record